Messenger RNA from Seriola aureovittata, 5873 nucleotides. RefSeq names its product protein phosphatase 1 regulatory subunit 9A-like A (gene ppp1r9ala). Lineage: Eukaryota; Metazoa; Chordata; Actinopteri; Carangiformes; Carangidae. The transcript is spliced from 20 exons. Gene Ontology annotation, biological process: neuron projection development; actin filament organization; calcium-mediated signaling. Gene Ontology annotation, molecular function: actin filament binding. Gene Ontology annotation, cellular component: cytoplasm; dendrite; postsynaptic density. The coding region runs from base 313 to 4734 and encodes 1473 amino acids. The record is from RefSeq and is a predicted model, not a curated record.
GUCUGGAAGUACAAGGAGGAGGCAGGAGAGCUCUGCUGGAGCGGGGAAUGAUGGCGGUGAGCAAGAAGAAGGGACGAGUUUGAUCCUGUAAAACUGGGACGUUGUGGGCGAUCAUUCGGCGCCUAACAUGAUGAAGCAAGCAAGAGGUGAUUUCGCUGUGACUGUUUAGUUGAGACAACAGUGCUCCAGAGAAGCGUCGCCGGACCAUGGCACCGCAUGCGUAAAGUGGAGGGAUAAAAGUUCAACACCAAAGAGCUACAGUCUCUCCAAACCCGACUUGUCUAAUUAGGCUGAAGUCAUAAUCAAGCAAAAAUGAUUAAAGCGGAAAGUAAAGGAGGCGAGAGGACCCUGAGGAGCGCUUCGCCUCACAGAAAUGCAUACAAGUCUGACUUCCACGCCAUUAAAUGCUCCUUUGAUGGGCCAAAAUCUGAGGGUGCUGCCAAAUCGUAUACAAAUGGCUCCAGUGACACCCGGGAAGACUCGAGGGGGAGGCCUUUUGGGACCCGAGUGAACAAGAUAAAGAACAUAUUCCUACAAAUGGAUGGCCAGCAACAGGAGUGCCAAGAACUGAAAGUGACUUUAAAGCCUGAUGUGUCCCAGGUUUCCCCACCAAAGCUGCAGUAUCCAGUCAACACACACAGAGUUAACUUCAAUACUGCCUCAAGCCCCGAAUCACACAAUUUAGAUAAAACACCCAAGGGGGAGGAUGUUGAGAUUGACAAAGUGGCUUUGGCAGAGAAGUUUUCUGUGACCAGAAAACUCUUUGAAAGGGGCAUCAAAGACCAGCCAGCAGCCGAAAAACAGUCUCCAAACAGAGUAGUGAAUCGUUUGUCCCUCGGAAGUUCCUCUGACGAGGGGAAAAGCACAAGAAGAGUAUCAGGAUCCUCUGAAACCACUAUCAAUUCAGAGCAAACUCCCACAUCGACAGUUAAAUGUAGAACAGAUGAGAAGGCUGAUGGUGAGAAAAAGCAUGCGGCUAGAGUGUCACUGAAUGCAGGACCCAUGUCUAAGAGGUUGGAGAAUUACAUGGCUGAGAAUGACUCGGAAGACAACAACACAGCUGCUGCAAAGGGGGUGACGGUGUCUACUAAACCACACGGUGUCACUGAACACUUACUGCCUACCUCUCCAACAAGGGACACCUUACACAAACCUACUUCUCCUGUAAAAGAAGCCACAAACUCUUCACCUGUAACUAAUACCACUAACAAAAAUACAUCCCAGACAGCAUGCGCCAUUAACAAAUCACCAGCCUCUGGGUCUAAUAUUGGGCUCAAACCAACAACCCCAGUUACUAAUGCAGCUUACAAGUCUGUUUCUCCAACAACUGAUGCCACUCACAAACCCCUUUCACCAGAGCAAACAACCCCAAUUAGCCAUGGCUACAAGCGCUCCUCAUCAUCCUGUGAUGGAUUUAACAAGACAUCUGUUGGUGGGGAUGAAGGCAAGCCACAUAGUCCGCCCCCAAGGGAUAUGAAGCAGCCUCUACCAUCAGCUAAUAGCUUUCAGAACACCAACAGGGCCAAAUACUCUGAAAAAGCCAAGAGUAAUGACAAUGUGGUACAUAGUCCUACCAGGGACAAGCCACCCAGCCAAACCUCAUCACUGGACUCCAGGGGGGUGGGCACAGUACGGGCAGAAUUGGUAGUUGUUCAGAAUGAAUCUUCAGAGAGUGAGGAGAAUGAAGACGAGAAUGUUGGCGAUAAUGUGUUUGAGGAGGAGAAGGUGCAAAGCCCCAACGACCUACCAGCAGACCGGAAAAGAACCUUUCCAGCAGAAAAACAGAACUGUAACGCUCCUCAGGUCAUAGUAAGAGAUGUCGCAAAAGAGACACAAAAGUUAGCAGAGACUGUGGGAGAAGGUAGACUCCUCGACGACAUAGAGGGAUCUGAGUUGAAAGAGGAGAAACAACAAGACUGUUUAGUUGUGAGUCAAGAUGGUGAUGAUAAUCGUGAGGAAGAUGAUGAGGUAGUAGAGGAGGAGACUGAACUGGAGGAGCAGGUGGGCCAGAGCAUCCUGGAUCGAGCCUCUCCUGUGGUGUACGGUAUUGAAAAUGCAGCCUUUGUGGAUGACAGGGAUGUAGACCAGGUCCUUAGGGAAGAGGAGGAAGAAGAGGAAGAAGAGGAGGAGAAUCAAAUGUAUAGGGAGUACGAUGACUGUUAUGAAGCCCUCGGUCUGUCGGAUGAGGAGGAGCCUCCCCCACAGAGGAAAAUCAAGUUCUCUACAGAUCCAAUUCUGGUCUUCAGUACCUUCUCCAAUGAGGAUUAUGAUCGACGAAAUGAUGAUGUGGACCCAGUCGCAGCGUCUGCAGAGUAUGAGCUGGAGAAGAGAGUGGAGAAGAUGGAUGUGUUCCCUGUGGAGAUUGAGAAAGGAGACAAUGGGCUUGGCAUCAGUAUCAUAGGAAUGGGAGUGGGAGCUGACCAGGGUCUGGAAAAGCUUGGCAUUUUUGUGAAAACCAUUACAGAGCGAGGAGCAGCUGAGAAAGAUGGACGCAUACAGGUAAAUGACCAGAUAGUGGAGGUGGAUGGGAUCAGUUUAGUGGGCGUCACCCAACUGUUUGCUGCUACAGUCCUGAAGAACACCAAAGGCACAGUGAGGUUCCUGAUUGGACGGGAGAAGCCAGGGACACAAAGCGAGGUAGCGCGCCUCAUUAGCGAGACACUGGAGCAGGAGAAAAACCAGCAGCAGCAGCAGCAGCAACAACACAUGGAUGAUCCCUAUGAACACUCCACAGAGGAGGAGGAGCACUAUGAGGACCAGGAUGGAGCAGAUGAGAGGAUCCUGGGCUCCAGUUUCUCUCCAGGGCGGAACGUCGAGGUGUUUGAGCUGCCUGAUUCCGAGGCCUUGUUUAUGCCAACCAACAUGGACAGCUCUCAGAUGGCCUUCAAGUUCAAAGAGCUGCAGCUCAAACACAGCAUUGCCGCAGCUGAAAUAAAUCAACUAAACGAAAAGCUAAGGGCAUCAGACGAGGACAAAUCGUUGUGGGAAGCCAGGGAGUCUGCACUGGAGCAAAAGAUCGAAGAUGGCAAUGACAAAAUCCUGAAGUUGGAGAGUUACUGGCUGGAAGCCCAGGCUCUGUGCAAGACUGUGAAUGAACAAUUAACUGAGACUCAGGCUCAGUAUGAGAUCCUGGACAAGAAGUACAACAAGGCCAAGAAACUGCUCAAGGACUACCAGCAGAAAGAGAUAGACUUUGUGAAGAAAGAGGAGGAGCUGAAAAAGAAUUUAGAUGAAAAAGACAAGUGGUACAAGGAUCAGCUGGAGAGCCUACAGAACAGGAUAGCUGUUCUGGAGUCCAGAGGGGCGUCAGGUGCAGAGCGUCAGAGCGGUCAGGACUCUGCUGCAGAGGACAGACUGAGUAGCCAGUGCCCAGUCACCAACACACAAUCUGUUGACUCGCUGCUUGAUACAAAGGAGCAAGCCUGGAGUGAGUUGGUCCCUGAAACUGAGCGCCUGGACACCAGUGCACACAGAGAGAAAGGCUUGCUGGCUCAGAAAGCCAAACGCCAGCCUCCGUCCCGGAACAAACUGAAGGAGAGCCUCGCAGUGGCCUCAAGUCACUCUCAGGAAACUGAAGAAGAGGACGAGCAGGAGGAGCAAGAAUCUCCCAGGAGGAGGAGGUCCAUCCAGGAGAGCCUGGCUCUCCCAGUGCCUGUCUGCUAUCCUGGGAAUGGACAGAAAGAUAAUUCAGGUGAGGCCAGAGAUGGAUCCAGGAGUAAGGUGGAGCUCAGCAGCAGCCCGUCUUUGUCACCAUCACAGGGAGACAGUGUUGAGAGCAUAGGAAGUCCUCCUUUGUCUCCUCCAAAAGACAUCUCCUCACCACAUUCACCCUCUGGAUUCAUGCGAAAUGUGAAGAAGAGGGAGUCCAAAGGCAAGGGCAAAGAGCUCAAAGAGGAGUUAAAUGAGCCUUCAUCAGCAGGAAAAACUAAAAGGCGAUUUCCAGAUUUUGGAGGUCUCCGGAAGUCAGGUGGCAAAGGAAAAAAACAUGACAAGGAGGCAAUGAGAGCAUCUUUGGACAGCAGGGGAUCGGCGGAGUUACUGGAGGAGUCUGGAGGGAACCUGUCUCCCGCAGACUCAAUGACCUCCAUCCCUACCUGUAUGCCCUUCACCUGGUUUGGAGACAAGGAGAGGGACAGAGACAGGGAGCCCUCCUCUUCCAGCAGCAGCCUGCCGUACACUGCAACUGAGACCAGCAGUGAGCAAAGCCACGAACGCAAGAAUAAGACAAAUCUCUCCUGGUCCUCUUUAUUCAGUCGCUCAUUAGAUUUGAGUUUUUCAGUCAUAGAUGAUUCUAACGCUGCCAGUCCCAGUUCAGACAUCUCUGGGUUAGUUGCUGAACCCAAUCUGUCUGGGCGCUCACACACUUUAAUCUUCUCUUCCAGUGAGACAUUGGAUGAUGAGCCAGUAGCUACAGGAAAAGAAUAUCAGUGGCAGAACCGCCCUGUCUCUGAAUGGACCAAUCAACAGGUCUGUCACUGGUUGAUGGGCAUGAAUAUGGACCAAUACACGCCUGAAUUUACAGCUAAAGGAGUCGACGGCCAGCAGCUCUUGCUCUUGGAUAGUGACAAAUUGAAGGCACUUGGUGUGUCGAGUCAGAGCGACCGUUCAACUAUCAAGAAAAAGCUGAAGGACAUGCGCAAGGCCCAGGAGAAGCUGGAGAAACAGAGAGAGAAAAGAGAGAAGGAGGUUCGACGCAGUGGGAAGCUGCCAGUCAGUACCGACUCUGUCUGCUGAGGUAGCAGCUCUGCACUCUGAAUUUAUGUAGCAUAAAAGCUCAUCACCAUGCAGAACUCUGAGAAAACCUUUUUUUUUUUUUUUAUACUGAUAGUGCCAAGCUCUUCAUCUCACAUGAUGUUAAUGCCAACAAAUGCAGAAUGUGACUAUGCCAGGAGUGUAUCUAUUCUGACUGAGGUGCCGGUUGUGAUUUAUGUUCAUACUGUAGGUCCCAUUUCUUUUCUCAUCACUACUUCCUCCCAAAUAUUUUAACAAACUUCAGCUUAAACCAUUUUCACCGAAAGAUGGGGAAUGUCAAAAAACACAAAAGUUGGGUAUGUGACCAAAAAGGUAUCCUAACAUUUUUUACCACUAAAAAGCUAGAAGCUAUAAUUAAUUAUAAAAAGUCUGUUAUCAGAUAUUAUGUAGUUGUUUAGUUGUUGCAGAUCAUGCACACAUUUACCUAAGUCAAAUGUAUACUGCUUUUUCAGCAUUUUAUAUUUUUGCUAGUAUAACUUGCCUGUUUCCAUGUACAACUCUUUUGCAGGAAUGAUUAUUGUACAGUUCAGAUAAAAGCACUAUAUUUGUCUUUUAAGCUUCAAUGGGCGACAAGGUUUUAAAUGUAUAAAUAAGUUUUAUACACGUGCCUAUUAACUGCAUAUCUUUUUUUUUUCUUUUUUUUUUACUUAAAAACCAUUGUUCAUUUUAUACUAUCUAAAUUUUCUACUAAGUAGAAUAGCUAGGCAGUCGUUUUUGCUGAAUGGAAAGCAACACACAAAUCAAGUGGGAACAAGGUAAAUGCUGCUUCUGCUGUCCCUGACUCUGACUGUAUUGCUGCGAUGGUACCAUGAUGCUCCAUGUAAAUACACUCAGCAUGCAGGUCUGCUACAUGUACACCUCACUGGUCCAUUAGACAGUAAGAUGAGCCUAUGACAAGGACUUGUGUGAGUUAGGAGCACAGCGUCGUGAAUGAAUGUGAGGCUGAACGACGAGUGUUGACAGCCAAACUGAGGUGCUUCCUUUCUUCUUCUCAAGCAUGACUCCAUGUUCUGUAUAGAAUACGACAUGAUGGACUGCAAGAAAAUUAUAUUUUCCACCUCUUCUGAAUUGGAGAAAAAUUUCUUGGUACAUACAGCAUCAAUAAACUAAUUUUCACUUUA